Microdochium trichocladiopsis is the source of this 2423-nucleotide messenger RNA. RefSeq lists its product as uncharacterized. The transcript has a single exon. The coding region runs from base 217 to 2223 and encodes 668 amino acids. NCBI's taxonomy places the organism in Eukaryota, Fungi, Ascomycota, Sordariomycetes, Xylariales, Microdochiaceae. The record is from RefSeq and is a predicted model, not a curated record.
CUGCUGCUGCUGCCGUAGGGCUGGCUGUGUGACUACAACAACUUGCACCCACCUCGUCUGACACACACAACCACUGUCGACGUCGCGAACCCCUUUUACACCAACAAUUGGGAUCACCAUCCCUUUAUUCUCCCUCCCCAAGGAAUCACACACACAGCGGGAGCGGGCUCACAAUUACAAUCACAGCCACCACCACCACAGCGUAUACCCGCCACCAUGGCCGACGUCGAGGAGCCAAAGUUCAACACCCUCGCAGAGCGCAUCGCCGCCCUCAACCAGCAAAAGAACUUCACCGCACCGCCCCCCGUCACCAAGCGCCCUCCUCCCCCGCCCCCGCCCGCCGCAAAGACCAAUGGCUCCUCCGCGGCCGUCACGGCAACAACACCAAAGCCAUCACCAGUCGUGCCCUCCCGGCCCCAGAAACGAGAACCCCCUGCUCUCCCACAGCGUACAAACACGUCCUCCUCCGUGGCGUCUGUGACAAGCACAUCCUCGACAAAGAAUGGCACCGCGCCCCCAGCCCUCCCCGUACGAUCCAAUACUCUCCAGCCGUCUCCAGCCCUGCCGCCACGGCGGCCGUCGGGCCAGCUCUCGAAUGGCGAUCGCCGGGGCUCCAAUGCCUCUGACGUCUCUCACAUCUCGACCGUCUCAACAUAUUCGCUCGGCAGAGCCUCCACACAUGCCAGCACCGUCUCCAACGAUGCUCCCCAACCGAGACGGGGGCUCCCGCCAACGCUCGACCAGGCAAAACUGCCACCGCUGCCACCCUCUAGAAAAGAACGAGAGGCCGAGGCCGCACGGAUAGCCGCCGAAAACUUCGAAAAAGACCCCCCUGCCCGGCCGAACGGGUCGCUCGUCUCCAUCAAAUCCGCGCCCAUCCUGCCGGCGUCAAGACCAGGCCUACCACCGCGGUUGCCCUCACGCCCGGCCAAGUCGCCCACGCCAGCACAGGACAAUGUACAGGAUGCCGGCGGGCCACGCCGCCUGCCGCCCCCGGCUACAUCCUUUGUGCGACCCAAGACGACAUUCGAAAGCUCCCGGCCCCUCAUGGCCCGCCCGAACGCUAUGCCCGCGAGUGACGCGCCUCCACCACCGGUGCCUACAAGCUCACGACCCACGACGCAGCAGGUGGAAGCCGUGGCCGCCAAGGCUGCCGCCAUGAAGGCCGCCACGUGCCUCGUCUGUCGCGACUUUUCUCGUCCGGACGCAGUGGCUGCCCAGUUCCCAAGCGACUCGCUCCCCCGACAAGACCCGAUUGGGUACCUGGCCAAUGUGCUGUGUGGUUCCUUCCCCUCCCAGACGGACAAGGCGCGCGCCAUCUUCACGUGGUGUCACCACAACAUUGCGUACGACGUCGAAGGAUUCUUUGGCGGGUGCAUCCAGCGGGGCACGCCAGAGGAGACCAUCUUCCGCGGCAAGGGCGUCUGCUCAGGGUAUGCCGAUGUCUACAAGGCCAUCGCCGACCGGGCGGGCCUCCAAUGUUUGGUGGUUGGCGGCCACGGCAAAGGGUACGGCCACACCCCGCUCAAGGACGGCGAGCAGCCGCCCGCGGAGAUGGACUCGAACCACGCCUGGAACGCCGUAGUCAUCGACAACAAUGAGUGGAAGCUGCUCGACUCGUGCUGGGGCGCCGGCAACGUCGGCAACCAGCAGUACACCAAGGCUUUCAAACCCGAAGAGUUCACGCGGACCAAUGAGCAGUUUGGCCUCAAGCACUUCCCCCAGGACAGCGCGCACCACUUCCGCUCGGACGGCACGGUCCCGACCUGGCGCGAGUACAUGCUGGGCCCGCUCGGUGCGGAGCCCGUGAGCUGGUAUGGUAUCGGCACGGGCGAGGGCAUCUCCGAGUACACCCUGGAGCCUAAGCGGAAGCACAUUUCCGUGUAUAGCGGAGAGACGGUGCGGUUCCAGGUCUCCAAGGUCUGCGAGCACUACGACUUUGCGCGGAACGGCAAGGGAAAGCCGCUGCUCAUGCUCAUAGACAUCCAAGGCGUUGAUGGGCGCAAGGAAGACUAUGUUCCGUUCCAGACGGACGGCUUCUGGUGGUGGGUUGACAUCCCGGCGCGGGACCUGGGUGCCCCCGGGCAAAAGGUCGGGUUGCGGGCCCUGAGUGAGGUUGAAGGUAAGGACGCGCGCGGCGUCACCAAGGAGGAGUACUUUUCCAGGAUCCACCACAAGAAGAUGACGAAAUGGAUUUAUUACUGCCAGUGGGAGCUGGUGUGAGCAGGACAGAGCAUGGUUGGUGCGAAGGGGCAGGAAUGGUUUGCUGGGCAUGCACAUAUUACAUCAUAAGCGAUGUUGGUUGGUAAUUUAUAAUGAGAUAUAUGAUUGUCAUGAUGGCAUGGCGUUGCGUCUUUCCUUCUAUUUUCUUUUUUUGCGUGACCAACAUGACGCUGGGUCAGAGAGUAGAAAGUCUCGUUAUG